GGGACGCUUUAAACUCAGGUACCUGCUUUGACAACAAGGAAGUGGACUUUCUCUCUCUCUGUGUUUUUGUUUGUUUGGAGGAAAUAAAGAAGAUCUCACCAUGGAGGGACCUUCCACGAGUGACGCUGCUGCAGAACCGUCUGUCGGAGCUCAGGUUCCUUUCCUUCACCUGUGCACCACUCUAGAGAAAAUCCAGAAGUCUAAACUCCGUCCUGAUAAAUCCAAGAUCCUCAGAGAUUUCAUGGAGUCGUGGAGGAAGUUUCACUCGGCCCUCCACAAAGACAAUCCCAAGACCACUGACUCGUUCUACCCAGCCAUGCGCCUCGUCGUUCCCUCGUUCGAACGAGAGCGGAUGGCUUAUGGCAUCAAGGAGAACAUGUUGGCGAAACUCUACAUCAACGUGUUAGGCCUCCCACAGAACGGCCCAGAGGCCAAUAAGCUGUUGAACUACAGAGCUCCGACCACGUCCCAGGGGGAAGCUGGAGACUUUGCGGGCAUGGCGUACUUUGUGCUGAAGAAGCGAUGCACCAGCCAAGGAAGCCUCAGCAUCAAAGAAGUCAACGACUUUCUGGACUCGGUGGCGAUCAACAAUGGGAGCAAGCAGAAGGAUCUUGUGAAGAAGAGUCUGCUGCACAUCAUCACCCAGAGCUCCGCCCUCGAGCAGAAGUGGCUCAUCAGGAUGAUUCUGAAGGACAUGAAGCUCGGGGUCAGCAAAGAAACUGUUCUCCAAGUCUUCCACCCAGAUGCUGCUGAAUUCUACAACGUCAACACAGACUUGAACAAGGUUUGCCAGCAGCUCCACGACCCGUCCUUGUCUCUGAGUGAAGCCUCCAUCGGGCUUUUCUCUGCCUUCAAGCCCAUGUUAGCAGCUAUGGCUAACAUCCGCAAUGUGGAGAAACAGAUGGGCAACAGCCCCUUUUACAUCCAGACCAAGCUGGACGGGGAGCGAAUCCAGCUGCACAAAGACGGAGACGUGUACAAAUACUUCACUCGGAAUGCUUUUGAAUACACGCAGCAGUUUGGAGGAUCGCCACUGGAGGGCUCGCUGACACCUCACAUCCAUAAUGUGUUUAAAAGUCAUGUCGUGAACUGUAUCCUCGAUGGGGAGAUGAUGGCGUACAACUCGACCACAGAGACCUUCAUGCAGAAAGGGAGCAAGUUCGACAUCAAGAAGCUGAUGGACGACUCUGGGUUGCAGACUUGCUUCUGUGUGUUUGACGUGUUGCUAAUCAAUAACCAGAAGUUUGGCAAUGAAACGCUGAAGAAGCGCUACGAGGUCAUUAACACAGUGUUCACGCCAGUUAAAGGAAGGAUUCAACUGGUGCAGAAGAGCGAUGCCAGAACCAUGCAAGAGGUGGUGAAUGCCCUCAACGAUGCCAUAGACAGCCGAGAAGAGGGGAUCAUGGUGAAGGAUCCUUUAUCCAUCUACAAACCCGACAAACGAGGGGAAGGAUGGCUGAAGAUAAAGCCAGAAUAUGUCGAUGGCUUGAUGGAUGAACUCGACCUGCUGAUCGUUGGCGGCUACUGGGGGAAGGGGAGACGAGGCGGCAUGAUGUCCCACUUCUUAUGUGGCGUUGCUGAGGCUCCGAAGCCUGGAGAGAAACCCUCAGUGUUUCACUCGUUCUGUCGCAUCGGCUCCGGCUACACCAUGAAGGAGCUGUACGACCUUGGUUUGAAGCUCGCCAAGCACUGGAAGGUUUACCGGAAAAAUGACCCCCCAGCUUCCAUCCUGUGUGCAACAGAGAAGCCAGAAGUCUACAUCGAGCCCUGCAAUUCUGUCAUCAUCCAAGUGAAGGCGGCGGAGAUAGUCGGCAGCGACAUGUACAGAACCAGCUGCACCCUGCGCUUCCCAAGGAUCGAGAAGAUCCGCGAUGACAAAGAGUGGCACCAGUGCAUGACGCUGGCGGAGCUGGACCAGUUCCGCAGCAAGGCGCUGGGGAAACUCGCCUCGCGCCACCUCAGCAUCAACAACGAGGAACCACAGAAGAAGAAGCGCAAGGUGGCGCCCAAACCCAAGAAGGUGGUCGGCCUCAUCGACCACUUUAAGCCUCAGGACCUCUCCGGGGUUACCAAGGAGACGGAUAUGUUUGAGGAUGUGGAGUUCUGCAUCCUGAACGGCACCGAGGAUCAUCCCAAGGCCGAGCUGGAAAAGGGCGUCGUCAGGUGCGGAGGAAUCGUGGUUCAAAACCCCGGACGUGACACCUACUGUGUGGUCGCCGGCGUGGAGAACAUGCGCGUCAAGAACCUGAUUUCGGCCAACAAGCACGACAUGGUUUGGGCGUCCUGGCUGCUGGAGUGCCUGCAACAGAAGGAAGUGGUCCCAUGGCAACCGCACCACAUGAUCCACAUGUCGCCCUCCACCAGGGAGCACUUCGCCAAGGAGUACGACAGCUACGGCGACAGCUACCACGUGGACACGGACGAGCAGCAGCUGCGUGAGGUGUUCAACCGCAUCGGCAGCGGCAACCAGCAGGCAGCCGCGAACGUCGGGCAGGUGGAGCAGCAUUACAGCUGGGACGACCUUCCCACCAGCAUGUUCAGACCCUUCAGGGUUUACAUGGACAGCUGUGCUGACGUAGGAGAAACCAAAACCGCCAUAGCUGGGUCCUGUUUGGACAUCAGGGCGCUGGAGUUCCGUUACCAUGGAGGCAGAGUGGAGCAGAAGUUGGAGGAAGGAGUCUCUCAUGUCAUCAUCACAGAGGAAACAAGGCUUCUGGUUUUAAGGACUUUGAGGCGAAGCUUCAUGAAGAAGUUUAAGAUUGUGAGAGACUCUUGGGUGAGUGACUCAAUCAAAGCAGGAUAUGUGAUGAAUGACAAUAAUUACUUAGUUUGACGAGUCUUCAGGUGAUGACGCUGGAGGAGAAUCCUCGUUUUUAGCAUUUUAAUUCAUUCAAAUAAAGGGAUUUUAAUCAAAUCAAACAAACCAUUAAAAGAAAAAUAAGAGAUUUGAUUUUAAAAAGCGUUUAACAGGGCUUUCAUGGAAAUGUAAUGUUUUCUAAAUGAGUCAUUAAGGCUCCUCGGUGUCGGUUUGUCUUUUUAGCAUUCAGAAUCAUUUUAUUAUGAGGUUUUCAAAUCUAGAAGCCAAUUCAGUUUUUUCCCCUAAAGCCAAAAACUAUAAGCUGAGCAGUUUUCAGACUCUGGAGAAAAACAGUCUGACUCGUUCACAACAACAGGAACAUGUGGGGAACAUUCAGGUGAGGGGCGGAGCCUGUAGAGCAGCAGGAGGCCGGACAUUGACGUAUACAUUUUUCGUCUUCAUUUUCCUGCCGUAUCCUCACAUGGAUUCACUCUGAUAUUUUCCGGACCUUUCAUGAGGAGGCUUGCAGGGAAAGUUCUGGAAAAUCUCUGGAGCAAUUGACUCGAGCAUUUGCGUUCUCAUAACCAGCUCCUCCAGAAAAUUUCAGGAAAACGUCCAGACUUCAGUGCAGGUCUGAAAUCAGCUCAAAGCAGAAAAUGUAAAACUGCAGAAUAAUUUAUUUCUCUGUCUGUGAUCGGUGCCUUUAUGCUUCUGUGUCUUUUUAUUCACACAAUAAAU
Messenger RNA from Hippoglossus stenolepis (Pacific halibut), 3535 nucleotides. It is a transcript of the gene lig4, whose product is annotated as ligase IV, DNA, ATP-dependent. The transcript is spliced from 3 exons. Gene Ontology annotation, molecular function: DNA ligase (ATP) activity; DNA binding; ATP binding. The coding region runs from base 101 to 2833 and encodes 910 amino acids. Lineage: Eukaryota; Metazoa; Chordata; Actinopteri; Pleuronectiformes; Pleuronectidae. The record is from RefSeq and is a predicted model, not a curated record. Gene Ontology annotation, cellular component: DNA-dependent protein kinase-DNA ligase 4 complex; DNA ligase IV complex. Gene Ontology annotation, biological process: double-strand break repair via nonhomologous end joining; immunoglobulin V(D)J recombination; nucleotide-excision repair, DNA gap filling.